AACCCUAAAUCUUCUUCCUCAGUCAUCCUCUGUAACAGAGGUUUUUCCUCAGACCAAACCCUCCUCUACCUCUCUAUCAGCACCGAUGACGAAGAAGAGCGAUGGAGCUAACGAGGACCAAGUGAAAGAACCCAAGAGGAAUAUCGUCCCUUCAAAAUCCCAGAAAGAAGCAAAGGAAAUGAAAAGCUCGAAAGAGGAAGAAGACCUUCUCUUAGACUCCGGCACUGAUUCCGACUACGACGGAGAUAGCUUGUCAGGCUCUUUGAACUCCGAUGACUUCGACUCCGACAUCUUCGACUCCGAGGACGACGAUGAUUCUCAUAGAGAGACACAAGAUGACGAGGGCUCAGAUGAAGUGGUAGAUAGUGAGAAUGGCGAGGAGGAAGAUGGGAGUGAUGAUGAAGGCUCUGAGCAACGUGAAGUAGCCGAAGAGAGCGAUUCGUCAGAAGAUGAGGUUACUCCAAGGAACACAGUUGGGGAUGUUCCAUUGGAAUGGUACAAAGACGAGAAACAUAUCGGUUAUGACAUCACUGGUAAGAAGAUUACCAAGAAGGAGAAACAAGACAAGCUUGACUCUUUUCUUGCAACUAUGGAUGACUCCAAGAACUGGCGCAAAGUUUACGAUGAGUAUAAUGAUGAGGAAGUGGAGCUGACUAAAGAAGAGAGCAAACUCAUUCGUAGAAUGCUCAAAGGAGAAGCUCCACAUGCUGACUUUGAUCCAUAUGCGCCUUAUGUUGACUGGUUCAAAUGGGACGAUGCGAUACAUCCGCUCUCAAGUGCACCGGAACCCAAGAGAAGGUUCAUCCCUUCAAAAUGGGAAGCCAAAAAAGUUGUUAAGUUGGUUAGAGCGAUAAGGAAGGGGCUGAUCAAGUUUGAUAAGCCUGAAGAGGAGCCUAAUGUGUACCUUUUAUGGGGUGAUGAUUCAGCUUCAGAUCAAAAGAGCAAGCACUUGACUUAUAUUCCUCCACCCAAACUAAAACUUCCAGGACACGAGGAAUCUUACAAUCCUUCUUUGGAGUACAUUCCAUCAGAGGAAGAGAAAGCCUCUUAUGAGUUGAUGUAUGAGGAAGAUCGUCCAAAGUUCAUUCCUAAAAGGUUUACAUCUCUGAGAAGCAUCCCAGCUUAUGAGAAUGCACUUAAGGAGUCUUUUGACCGUUGUUUGGAUCUUUACCUAUGUCCCAGAGUCCGAAAGAAGAGAAUAAACAUUGAUCCUGAAUCUUUGAAGCCUAAGCUACCUAGUAGGAAGGAUCUUAGACCUUAUCCAAACUCAUGUUAUCUUGAGUAUAAAGGCCAUACAGGACCUGUUACUUCCAUAUCCACUGAACUUUCCGGCCAGUGGAUAGCCUCAGGUUCAACUGAUGGAUCUGUUCGUAUAUGGGAAGUGGAGACUGGUAGAUGCCUUAAGGUCUGGCAGUUUGAUGAAGCUGUUAAGUGUGUUGCCUGGAAUCCUCUUCCUGACUUUCCAAUUCUAGCCGUCGCCAUGGGAGUAGAUUUGUUUUUCCUGAACACUGAACUUGGCACUGAUGAGGAACAACAAAGGAUUGAAGAGCUGCUUCGCUUAGAUAACCUUCCAGAACUUGAUGAAGCUGCUGCAGCAAUUGCAAAGUGGCUUCCAGAUGAGAAAUAUCGAGGGAUCAAGAUAAGACACUUCAAGAACCUAUCGUAUAUUGACUGGCAUCCAAGAGGAGACUAUCUCUCAGCAGUCAUGCCAGGAGGCGAAACGCGAGGUGUUGUAAUACACCAGCUCUCAGCACAUUCAACAAAAAUGCUCCCAAUAAAGAUGCGUGGACUUCCAGUGUGCACACUUUUCCAUCCCAAUCACCGUGGCAUCUUCAUCAUCGCCACGAAAAAGUACGUGCGUGUUUACAAUCUUCACAAGAACGGAGAGCCUAUAAAGAAGCUUGAGACAGGGUUGAGAGAAAUCUCGUCCAUGGCGAUUCAUCCUGGUGGUGAUAAUCUGGUAGUUGGAAGCAAAGAAGGGAAGAUGUGUUGGUUUGACAUGGACCUGUCUUCGAAACCUUACAAGAUUCUCAAAAACCAUCCUAAAGACAUUACCAAUGUGGGGUUUCACCGUUCGUAUCCCUUGUUUGCUUCGUGCUCGGAGGAUUCAACAGCUUAUGUGUUCCAUGGAAAGGUGUAUAGUGAUCUUAAUGAGAAUCCUUUGAUUGUGCCGUUGGAGAUUCUAAGAGGCCAUUCUUCAAAAGGAGGAGUCUUGGACUGCAAGUUUCAUCCAAGGCAGCCAUGGCUAUUCACGGCAGGCGGUGACUCAGUUAUCAAACUUUAUUGCCAUUAAGUUUAUUCCAAGCCCUAUUUCUUUUGACAUUUGCAAGUUGUAUUCGCCUCUCACAUUGGCUUAACUUUUUGUAUUGGAAAGUUAUUUGUAAGACUUGUCUCCAUAACAUGAGAAAUCCGGUACUAUAUAGUGGGUCAUUUAAAUCACAA
Messenger RNA from Brassica napus (rape), 2442 nucleotides. Its product is annotated as ribosome biogenesis protein BOP1 homolog. Gene Ontology annotation, biological process: maturation of LSU-rRNA from tricistronic rRNA transcript (SSU-rRNA, 5.8S rRNA, LSU-rRNA); ribosome biogenesis. The transcript has 12 exons. The record is from RefSeq and is a predicted model, not a curated record. Gene Ontology annotation, molecular function: ribonucleoprotein complex binding; protein binding. Bases 86 to 2293 code for a protein of 735 amino acids. Gene Ontology annotation, cellular component: preribosome, large subunit precursor; PeBoW complex. Lineage: Eukaryota; Viridiplantae; Streptophyta; Magnoliopsida; Brassicales; Brassicaceae.